AUGAAGUUCGAUCUUCCGCUGCUGAACUACGACACGCGGUUCUCGCUAUGGCAAGUCAAGAUGCGGGGGAUUCUGGCGCAGACUCAUGACUAUGAUGAGGCGCUGGAUAGUUUCGGAAAGAGGAAGGCCGAGUGGACUCCAGAAGAGAUCCGCAAGGAUCAGAAGGCGCUUGCCCUAAUUCAGUUGCAUCUUCAUAAUGAUAUUUUGCAGGAGUGUCUGAAAGAGAAAACUGCUGCAGAACUAUGGCUGAAACUAGAAUCGAUCUGUAUGUCCAAGGAUCUAACCAGUAAGAUGCAGAUGAAGAUGAAGUUGUUCACCCUGAAGAUGAAGGAGGAGGAUUCAGUGAUGAGCCACAUCGCUGAAUUCAAGAAGAUCGUCGCCGACCUAGUGUCGAUGGAGGUGAAGUAUGAUGAUGAGGACUUAGGUCUUUUACUGCUAUGUUCUUUGCCAAAUUCGUAUGCAAAUUUUCGUGACACCAUACUUUUGAGCCGUGAUGAACUAACCCUAAAGGAAGUUUAUGAGGCUCUCCAGUCUAGGGAGAAGAUGAGAGGCAUGGUGCAGAAUGACGGGACGUCGUCCUCCAAGGGCGAUGCUUUGCAUGUGAGAGGCAGAACUGAAAACAGAUCCUCCAAUGAUGGCAAUGAUGGAAGAAAGAACUACGAAAGGAGAGGCCGUUCAAAGUCCAAGCCGCAUGGUAAUAAAAAGUUCUGUGUUUAUUGCAAGCUGACAAAUCAUAAUAUUGAGGAUUGCAGAAAAGUACAUGUAAUAAGGAGAAGAGGAAAACAAGUCGGCCGUUCGGGAGUCAAAGGCUAUAAAUUGUGGAAUCCUGAAACAGUAAAGACUUUUAUGAGCAGGAGUGUUGUUUUCAAUGAAUCUGUGAUGUUUACUGACAGUUUGCCCUCAGAUCAUGUUCCAGAAAAGGAGCUGCAGCGUAUGCGCAUGCAGGUGGAGCAUGUUGAUGAUGAUACAGGUGUGCAGGUGGAGCAUGUUGAUGAUGAUACAGGUGUGCAGGUGGAGCCCAUUGAUGAGCAUGGUGACCAUGAUAAUGAUGUUGCUGAGGAUGAUGCUCAUGAUGAUGUUCAGCAAACUCCUCCUAUUUUACAGUUAGAGGAGGAUUUACCUAUUGCUCAACGCAAGUCAAAAAGGACAAUUGCACCUCCUAAGCGUCUUAUUGAAGAGUGUAAUUUGUCUUACUAUGCUUUGAGUUGUGCUGAACAGGUGGAGAAUGUUCAUGAGCCAGCAACCUAUAAAGAAGCUAUUCGUUGUGGUGAUACUGAGAAUUGGAUUUCUGCUAUGCAUGAGGAGAUGCAGUCUCUUGAGAAGAACAGUACAUGGGAGAUUAGUAAGAUUGAAAUCACUAAGUUAAAGAAGCUAUUGAGUAGUGAGUUUGAUAUGAAAGACCUUGGUAGUGCUAAGAAAAUUCUUGAUUUGUCAUAUGCUAUGAGUCUUGUUAGUAGAUAUAUGUCUAAUCCUGCAAAGAACAUUGGAGGGUAG
Miscanthus lutarioriparius is the source of this 1494-nucleotide messenger RNA. The record is from the annotation of a GenBank genome assembly. Lineage: Eukaryota; Viridiplantae; Streptophyta; Magnoliopsida; Poales; Poaceae.